CUUGUACAUUGAUUCCUCGCGCGUCAGAAGAAUCCUUUCUCCAGCUCGUAUCAGAAUCCACAAACCACAUGGGACAAGGUGACAAAACAAGACAACAAGAUACACACAAUGACGGAACCACGCCCCAAAGUCAUCCUCCCCAAACCCCCCUUCCACCCCAUCCCAGGCCUCCCCAACUUCCGCGACGCCGGCGGCUACCCCGUCGACGCCCUCCCGGCCGGCCGCAUCGUCAAACCGGGAAUCCUCUUCCGCUCCGCCGAACCCUCCCGCCUCACUGACGACGGCGUUGCCCGCCUCCAGGACCUCAACAUCACCCACGUCUACGACCUCCGCUCCACCAUUGAGCUCGAGCGCCUCGCCCAGGCCGGAACGAGCUGCGACGUCCGCGAGUGGCCCGGCGCCACGCGCAUGUUUGUCCCCGUCUUUCGGGACAUGGACUACGGCCCCGAAGCUAUUGCCUUACGGUACCGGAAUUACUCUAGUAACGGGCCCGAGGGCUUCACAAAGGCCUAUACCGACAUCCUCCGCGCCGCCUCAGAAGCAGAUCACCCCAACGACCCCUUCCACACAAUCCUCUCCCACCUCGCCUCCCCCGAACCCCCGACCCCGCUGCUCAUCCACUGCACCGCCGGCAAGGACCGGACGGGCAUCAUCUGCGCCCUCAUCCUCAGCCUGUGCGGCGUCUCGGACGAGGUCGUCGCCCACGAGUACAGCCUGACAGACAUCGGUCUCCAGGACCGCAGGGAGGAAAUUAUCCAGCACCUCCUCGCCACCGAAGCCAUGAAAGGGAACCCCGAGGGGGCUAGGCGCAUGAUUGGAUCUCGGAAAGAAAACAUGCUUGCGACGCUGGCUGCCCUCCGCGAGGAGUACGGUUCAGUCGAGGCCUACGUCCAGAACAGAUGUCGUCUCUCGCCAGAGGACAUCAGCCGUAUUAGGUCAAACCUAGUAGUGGAUGCUGACGACGGGCGUAAAGUGGUUGACUGGGUCUCACACACAAAGUAUUUGCUUUGAGAAAAAAGGGCUCAUUGGAAAAAAAUAACAUAAAAUUUCUUGCUAGGCUUGCUGAGGCUUCAUCUUUUGAAGCGCGUGCCCUUCCCGCUUGAGUCCGUCGUCAUAUAGGGUUACAUGUAUAUAAUUACAGUUGAUAGACACAGGACGCUUUUAUCCU
Messenger RNA from Colletotrichum godetiae, 1168 nucleotides. Its product is annotated as tyrosine phosphatase. Gene Ontology annotation, molecular function: phosphoprotein phosphatase activity. Gene Ontology annotation, biological process: dephosphorylation. The transcript is spliced from 3 exons. NCBI's taxonomy places the organism in Eukaryota, Fungi, Ascomycota, Sordariomycetes, Glomerellales, Glomerellaceae. The record is from RefSeq and is a predicted model, not a curated record. Bases 109 to 1011 code for a protein of 300 amino acids.